AUGCCCUCUCAACCCACUAUAAGCAAAUUCUUUAAGGCACGUCAUCAAUCCCAGAAAACGCGAAUAGACUCGUUAAUUCAGCAAAGGAGGUCAGUUGAGAAAGACCGGCAAAUCCCAAAAAAUGGCUUUACUUCUGUCAAUGGGCUUUCUUCGAUUUCUCCUAUUACAAAGUUGAAAGAUUUGUCGUAUCUAAGGAAACAGGACGCUACAAACAAUGGCAAUUACGAAACUCUCGACGAGAACAGUAGAAAUUUGGCUUCUAUUGAAUUUGCUAGUAAGCUUGAUAAAAGUCUAAAAAGGAAGGAGAUUGAUUAUCUGAGGGUCAAUGACCUUGCAGAAGUCGAGACAACUCCACAAGGAACUGACGUGUCAGACCUGCCAGAAUCCGGAAAAAGAAGGAAAACUGACCAACUCACGCCACUCGACCAGCAAGUCAAAGAUCUCAAACUCGCAAAUUUGGAUAAAAUACUUGCUGUUCGUGUUGGCUAUAAAUACAAAUUCUUUGCGCAAGAUGCUGUCGUUGUCAGUGGAAUUUUGCGUAUCAUGCUCAUUAAUGGCAAGAGGACCUUAGACGACUCUCAUCCACAAGACCAUCUUUAUAAACAGCUCGCUUACUGCAGCAUCCCCGACAAUCGACUUGAAAUACAUUUGAAGCGACUUCUACCCCAUAAUUUGAAAAUUGGAGUCGUAGAACAGACUGAAACACUCGCACUCAAGAAAAACAGUGGAACUGGGAAUAAGGUGUUUCAAAGAAAGGUUGAUAAAGUCUUUACUAAGGCUACUUUUUCGAUCAAUGAGAACUUUGCAUCUGGAGAAGACGACUCUUACAGGCGCGACAACGCCAUAUGGAGUCUUUUCUCAAAAGAAGAUAAUGGAAUACUUUACUAUUUCUUAAUUUCGGUUGAACUUAGUUCGGGCGAGGUUGUUUACGAUCAAUUUUCCGAAAGAUUCGACCAGAAAAGUGAGUUAGAAAAGCGCAUUGCUUAUCUGCGUCCGGUUGAAAUCAUUCAUCAUACCGAAAUUCCUUUCCGAGUUUUGAAACUCAUGAAAAAGAAUGAUCCCACGAUAAUGUUUACUUUAAUUGGCAAGGAAUUCGAGAAGGAUGAGAUUUUGAAUACCCUUUUAGAGAACUCGCUAAACUUGCGCGAAGAAUUUAUGGUUUUGGCCUCAAUUCUUGACGCAUACCUUAGAAGUUAUGGCGCCGAGCAAGUUUUGCGCCUAAAGGAAAAUUAUACACCUUUCAGCUCGAGAUUCCACAUGGUCUUGUCACCUAAUACCCUCGAAAGCUUGGAAGUCUUCAAAAACCGAACGGACGGUAAAAUUAAAGGAUCUCUUCUAUGGCUUAUGGACCAUACCAGAACUCCUUAUGGUUUUGAAAUGUUAAGGAAGUGGAUUGCCAAACCUUUAACGGAUGAAGGUGAAAUAAAUCGGCGCUUCGACGCAGUUCAAUGCAUCAAGGGCGAAAUAACAAAAAUUUUCAUGGAAGGCUUGUGUAAUCUACUAAAAGAAAGUCCGGAUCUUCGUCGCAUUCUGAAUCGAAUUUCAUAUGGACAAACAUCACGGAAAGAAAUCUACUUUUUUCUGAAACACCUCGACAAGAUCGCAUGCCAUUUUCGUAGACAUCUAAGGUACCUUGAUGAUAGUGUGUUGGCCCAGGACGGCAAAAUUUCUCAAAAGUCUCAUCUUUUGAGUGACAUUCUAAAUUCUCUAAACAAGAUGUUAUCGGAAUGUCAAUUCGACCACCAGCUGAAUAUGAUUAACGUGGUGGCUGUCAUGGAUAAAGACAAAGAAAAGAACAAGGUUGAAUUUUUUAAUUUGAACAAUUACGACAAUGCAGAGGUAAUUGUUGCUAAGCUUAGAGAUAUUGAGGGAAUCAGGGAAAAGUUGCAUAAUGAGCUGGAAGAAGUACGAAGGGUGUUAAAGCGACCCAAUUUCAAUUACAAAGAUGAAAUAGAGUAUCUGAUAGAAGUGCGCAAUUCCCAGGUUGCUGGUUUGCCAAAAAGUUGGGUGAAAGUCAAUUCGACGAAACUGAUUAGCAGAUUCCGCACGCCCGAAAUUCAAAGGCUUGUCGACGAGUUGGAUUAUCAAAAAACCCUGUUGAUUAUAAUUAAUGAAGAAGAGUAUUUGAGGUUCUUAUCGAAGAUCCGCCAAAGUUAUGGGAAUUUAAAGAGCAUUAUCGAUAACUUGGCGACUUUUGACUGCAUUCUGAGUUUAGCAGCCACUUCUAUGAACAAGGAUUAUGUGAGGCCGGUCUUAUGCAGUGAUAAGCGGGAAAUAUCUGUUUCAAACGGACGGAACCCAAUAAUCGAGUCUCUGGAUGUCAAUUAUGUCCCCAACGAUGUGCAUAUGUCUGAAGAAAACAAAAUUACGGUUAUAACUGGCCCGAACAUGGGAGGCAAGUCAUCUUAUAUUCGCCAGGUCGCGCUUAUAAUCAUUAUGGCCCAAAUUGGCUCCUUUGUCCCCGCGGAGAAAGCAAUUCUCCCUACAUUCGACAGCAUCCACACCCGGAUAGGUGCUUACGAUAAUCUUCUGAAAGGAGAAUCAACUUUCAAGGUUGAAAUGCUCGAAAUGUUGGACAUCUUGACGAAUUCUACGAAAGACUCACUUUUGUUGCUUGAUGAAGUGGGAAGAGGCACUGGCACUAUUGAUGGAAUUAGCAUAUCAUAUGGAAUCUUGAAAUAUUUUCUAGAUCAGGGAAUCAUGUGUCCCUACAUUCUGUUCAUUACUCAUUAUCCAAUACUAGGUGCCAUUAAAUCUCCUCUGAUAGGAAAUUGCCAUAUGUCGUACUUGGAGGAGACCAGACCGGGAGAAAAAUGGCCUAGUGUUGUUAUGCUUUACAAGCUCGUUCAAGGACCAACUCACAGUUCUUAUGGCCUUAACGUUGCGCGGUUAGCGGGCAUACCACUUGAUAUCAUCAAUCGAGCAUUUGACAUUUCGCAAAGAAUGAGGGAAGAAUCUGAGGAAGCUGCUAACAUAAACUUCUUUUACAAAGUUAAGUCCAUCAUUACAGACACGACCCUUGACAAACAGCAAAAGAUCAGUUGUUUGUUUAACUUGAGUACCUUAAAUGACCAAUAA
Lachancea mirantina is the source of this 3078-nucleotide messenger RNA. The record is from the annotation of a GenBank genome assembly. NCBI's taxonomy places the organism in Eukaryota, Fungi, Ascomycota, Saccharomycetes, Saccharomycetales, Saccharomycetaceae.